UGAUGCGGCAAACCGUGCGAAGAUUGCCAGAGAUGGACAGUCACGGCUGCCGAAACGGUCUUCGCGAAGAAGAGAUCGACGCCGUGGUGAUGGCGGUGACUGUCGUCGUCGUCAAGACGAUGGGCGACAUGGAGUCCUCCUCGCACGACAUGCUGAUGCAGUUCCGCCAAUGAGCGUUGCCGAGGCGCCGUAUUGCGUGGCGACGUAUGAGGCAGUCGUCCAGUUGUGUGCCGCACUGUCGUCUGGCGUUUUCCCGCGGCAGACUCCGCGGUGGUGGAUUAGACGACGGACUGGCGGAACAUGGGAGGACCUCCGGCUUCGUGACGACGCGACGAAAGAGUACUCCUGGCAGAAGCUGCGCAUGUCGACGGCCAUGUUCACCCAGAUCGUAGCCGCGUGCGCCGCGUACAUGGAGAAGAAGGUGACGCACUAUCGAAUGCCAUUGCCAGUGGAGCAGGUGAUUGCUUUCACGUUAUACAGGUGGGCGUCCGUAGAGACGUAUGAGAGCGGCACGUCAGACUUCGGCAUCGCCAAGGCAACUGGACUGCAGGCCAUCUGCGACGUCACUUCGGCACUGUUGCAGGCGUACCCCGACGCGAUAAAGUGGCCAGUGGGCAGGAGAUGUGCGCAGAUUUUGCGCGCUUUCCGUAACAAGGGUUUCCCAAACUGCUUCGGCGCUAUCGAUUGUACACACAUCUACAUUGACAAGCCCGCCGGCGCACCUUCCGACAACUACUACGACCGCAAACAGAAGUUCUCCGUGCAGGCGCAGGUGGUUGUGGAUUUGGAUCUGCGGAUCCUCGACGUCCACGUAGGAUACCCGGGAAGUGUGCACGAUGUUUGUGUCCUGCACAAUUCCCAGUUGUGGAGGCGUGCAAAAAGUGGCGAGUUGUUCGACGCAACUCCGGAGAAUCUGCCGCACGGUGUCCCGUACGGAGGAAUCGAGCAAGGUGCUGACGAGAAGUGCUUCGACACGCGGCAAAAGGUGGCACGGGGGUGUGUGGAGAGGGCAUUCAACCGACUCAAGUGCAUGUGGCGUCUGUUCUUGCGCACCCAUAAAACGAACCUGGAGACCUUGCCACAGCAAUUCGUGACUGUCUGCACUCUCCACAAUAUCCUCCUGGACGCGGGGAUUGACUUCGACGAGAACCUUUUGUGGAAGGUGGAUGCGAACGGCGUUCGGCAUAGAGUGGACUUGGGCAUUGUGGGGAAUGACGCACGCGGGCGGGGACGGUGCACAAACGUGGAAGGGGAAAUGUUGAGGGAUGCACUGCGAGACCGCCUAACUUUGAUGUAGGACCGUGCGGUUGGGAGGGCGGGGGGGGGGGGGGGUUGUAGCACAUGGGGUGGUGCACAUGAGGUGGUUCGAUCGGUAGGCGGCUGGAGUUAUGACAUGGUCCCUGUCCAUGGUCGUCGUGCGCGUGCUUGGUGGGUUGAUGGAAUGGCGGCAUGGGUGUCGCCGACGAGUUCACAUUAUCGUUUUCAUGGUGUUGACGGCUACCUGGUUCGCACAGCUGUGCGAAAUUUUAAGAUUGGAAGAACCUUUUUUUUUGUGAGUGUGUGUCCUCGUAAUUACGACUUGUGUUUUUUUAUAUAUAUUUUUCUGUCUUCAAAUCGUUUCUAAUCAAUGGUCUCAUGCAGU
Messenger RNA from Chara braunii, 1642 nucleotides. Lineage: Eukaryota; Viridiplantae; Streptophyta; Charophyceae; Charales; Characeae. The record is from the annotation of a GenBank genome assembly.